Messenger RNA from Drosophila kikkawai, 783 nucleotides. RefSeq lists its product as uncharacterized. Lineage: Eukaryota; Metazoa; Arthropoda; Insecta; Diptera; Drosophilidae. Gene Ontology annotation, molecular function: lipid binding. The record is from RefSeq and is a predicted model, not a curated record.
AUGACCAUGCUGGUGCACACACAUACACAUGGAUACUGGCGCAAUAUGAUCCAGACCUCGCUGGGUGACCGCAAGCUGCCCAACUCUAUCACACCGCUGGACAGCGCCAUUGCCAUGGGCCGAAAGAUAGUGCGACAGAAGGGUUACGAUCCGUAUCACCUGCCCGAUAUGAAUAGGACGAUGGGCGUGUUCAGUGUCCAGUUGGCCCACACCUGGAUCAACGGCGUCUCCAGUUUCUACCGCGUUGGUAACAUCACAGCCGGCAUGGCCAACAAGACGGUGUCGGUGCUUCUGCAGCUAGGCACCCAGCAGAUAACUGGUGCCGGCCAGUGGGAGGUGGGUCUGGGCAUGAUGACACGUGUGGGUCAUGUCCAAUUCACAGUGCAGCACAUCCGGGCCACCAUAGGCAUAAGCCAGUCCAUGGACACGAGGAAGCGGGCACAGGUCACCGAUCUGCAGUUUGAUAUGGGCAACAUCCAGGUGCGUUGCGAUGGCGCUGGCACCUUGGACUACAUCAUGGAGUUCCUGGUGAAUGUGAUACCCAAUCUGUUGCGGUAUCAGAUUAUGGACGCCAUCGAGAACCCGAUCAAGCAGCGCGUGCAGGAGAAGUUCAAUGCCAUCGAUGUGGAGCAAGUCAUCAAGCUGAUGGCUGAGAAGUACGAGAAAGAGGGCAGUGACUUUACCUUUGACCCAAAGCUGUUGGGAAUCUAAGAUAGAGUAACAGUGAGGGAGUUUUUGCAAUAAAGGUUUAUCUUUAUCCCAGAAGAUCGGGAGUCAUCACAA